CCGGAGCGUCGCGUCAGUCCCACACCGAGAAGGGUUCCCACACCCACACCUAGAACGACUGCGACGAGCGCUACGCCACCGGCAAUGAUGACGUUGCCCAGGAGGACAACCCCCACGGCCACUCCGGCAACGACGACGACUCAGCCUCCUCCGCUGCUCUGCUCUGUCGGCUCGCCGGCAGCAGCCAUCCACCCGCUGUACCCGCCGGACAGGUCGUGCGACAUCGUCUUCUUCACGCACGUGCGGGUCAAGAACAACACGGUGCAGCCAGUGCUUGGCAAGAUCAUCUUUCCGACGUUCAAGAACGUCUGCGCCACAUACAGGGACACCACCUGCGGCCUGUCCUUCGACGUGAACUUCCUCGACCAUACCCAGUUUUCCGUCACGGACUUGCUGGAUCAUCUGGCGGAGCUCAAGAGAGCGUCACGUAUAAACCACUACGGCAUCCUCAACAUCUACGGGCCCCCGACCUUCGUCGAAAACAUCGGCAUCGCGGCCGACUUGAAGGACAUAAUCAGAGCCUUUCGGAGUGCCCUAGGAGACGACAGGAAAAGCCAUAUGAUCGUCGUCGGCGUCGGUUUCUUCUUCUACAAUGACACAAACUCUUGGAAAAACUUGGCUGACGUUGUCGAGCAAGUCGCCUCGUGAGUAUGACAGCCGUCGAACUC
Messenger RNA from Dermacentor andersoni, 668 nucleotides. The record is from RefSeq and is a predicted model, not a curated record. NCBI's taxonomy places the organism in Eukaryota, Metazoa, Arthropoda, Arachnida, Ixodida, Ixodidae.